CGUAUCACUAGGAUAUCCUGGGCUUGGAAUGAUCGGAACAAUCCGACCAGCACCAGAACCGAAAGAGGUGGCGGAGUGGCGACCGUCCCUAGGAGAAAUGGAGUCGGGAGGACCCACCUUCGUCACAGGGGAGAUCGAUGUAAGAGCCUUCUUGGGACUAGCGUCGUACUACCGGCGCUUCAUCAAGGGCUUUGCCGCGAUUGCACGACCACUAACGAAUCUGCUACGGAAGGACCAGCCUCUCAGCUGGGACGCGGAGUGCCAGCAGGCCUUUGCAACCCUCAAGGAUGCUCUGGCAACUGCCCCUAUUUUGAUUCGACCGGACCCCUCGAAGCAGUUCAUUCUCAUCACGGACUGGCAACCAGAAGCUAUUCCCGCUAUUCUAGCACAGAAGGGGAACGAUGGUCGCGAACUCGUCAUGGAGUACACGUCACGAACCGUGUCGGACGAACGAAGAAACGACUCCGCACCUCAGGGUGAGUGUUACGCGGUAGUUUGGGGAAUCCAACACUUCCAUCCGUAUCUCUACGGACAGAAGUUUCGCCUCGUAACGGAUCACGAGCCUCUGCUGGCGCUGAAGAAACUCACCAACUACACGGGCAUGAUUGGCCGUUGGGCGGUGCGACUACAAGAAUACGACUUUGAUAUCGUCCAUCGAAAGACGGAGCGACACGGCAAUGCGGACGGGCUGACACGUCUGCAUCGACCUGCCAAGGUACUAAAGGGCGAGGAAAUUACACCGUGGAAAGAGCCGGACCUGACUAACGAGCCGAAGUACGGACAAGUGGCAAUUCUCCCACGUGGCAAGAAGCAAAACGAAUUCGUCGAGCUCUCGUUUUGCCUGCUACGAGUGGAUCUGAACUGCAUGUGGGAAGGCAAUCAGAGGCCCGCGUCGGAGAUUGUGGAGUUGCUCGUCAUUCAGGCGUGGAGAACCAACAUGGCGGGAGAUCUUCUGGGAUUCGUCUUUGGAGCAGUGGAUCGGGAAAACCGAUCACAGACCGUGCGCGAACUCAGGAUCGUGAUCGCGCGAUUGGCCGACGAACUCCCCCUCGACAUCGUCUCUCAGAGCGACGAAGAACCCGUGCCACAUACCCUCUCAAGGACUCUCGCCCCGAGCCUCCAGUGGUCGGCUUGUAUCGAGGAGCGCUGGGCGGACGACCGUUUUCCCUCCCGUAGCGAGUACCUGGAUGUCCACAGCCUGACUAAUCCUCGCUUCUUUCGGCAACCAACGACGUUCGAGUGGGCGGCGCUGAGAGCAGAAGAGGAGGCCGAAGAGGAAUCGGAAGGAGAAUUGAGGAGAGAGGCCGGGGAAGCAGCGGCCCGAUUGGCCGAGGACGAGGAAGAAGAGCGCGAAGCAGAAGAAGAGUCGGCGGAAGCUGAAGAAGAAGAAGAAGAAGAAGCAGCAGAAGAAGAAGAAGAAGAAGAGUCGGCGGAAGCUGAAGAAGAAGAAGAAGAAGAAGCAGAGGAGGAGACUUCGGAGGAAGAGGAAGAGGCCUAUAGUGAGUACAGUGAGGGCGAGCAAAGUGAGGAGGAGGACGAAGACGAUGAAGAAGUGGAAAGCGGGGACGACCCGGAGCCAACGCACGACGAGCUCGAGUGGGUGCCAGGACCGGAUCGACGAUUGGAAAACCCUGCGGCUGCUGCGCAGCGCAAGAAAGAGAUCGUGGAAGGAAAGCGGUUGGCAAUCAAUCCCGCACCGAACGAUCCUUUCAAGGAUUCCGAGCCGCCCAAGCCGGAGUAUGGAGACCUUGCUGCCACGACCUCAAGAGCCGCGAUGACAAGGCGCCGACCCCGAUCCCGAUCCACGUCCCCCUCCGCCUCCACCCGUCCCCCAAUUCGUCAACGUGUCAAUGAGGGGCUUAGCCCUUCGUCCCCGAUCCAUAUACCACCAUCCCCUUAGCUAUCUCUCUUUCAAUCAGUAUUUCCAUCG
Messenger RNA from Chara braunii, 1930 nucleotides. Lineage: Eukaryota; Viridiplantae; Streptophyta; Charophyceae; Charales; Characeae. The record is from the annotation of a GenBank genome assembly.